UCUGGCACGACAGCAGGCACCGAGUCACCAAGCUCGACAGCGGGCACCGAGUCAUCUGGCACGACAGCGGGCACCGAGUCACCAAGCUCGACAGCGGGCACCGAGUCAUCUGGCACGACAGCGGGCACCGAGUCAUCUGGCAUAACAGCGGGCUCCGGGGCACCAGGCUGGACCACGGGCACCGGGGCGCCAGGCUGGACCACGGGCACCAAGCUGGAUCGAGUCAUCAGGCUGGAUCAGGUCAUCAGGCUGGAUCACGAACACCGGGUCAUCAGGCUGGAUCGGGUCAUCAGGCUGGCUAGGAUCAUCAGGCUGGGUAGGAUCAUCAGGCUGGACGGCAGGCUGACCGAUUUGGAUACUGGCAGG
Messenger RNA from Staurois parvus, 366 nucleotides. The record is from the annotation of a GenBank genome assembly. NCBI's taxonomy places the organism in Eukaryota, Metazoa, Chordata, Amphibia, Anura, Ranidae.